ACAUGGCUGGAGUCGCACCCAUCCUCCUGUUCCUGUUAAUCCCUGUGGCCCAAACGACCCCCAGAUACGCUCCACCGCUGGCCGGAUCCAAGCGGGAGAUCAUAAUAGACGGAGACCUGGUAAUCGGAGGCCUGUUUCCGGUGCACGAGAAGGGAAAAGGGACCGAGGACUGUGGUAAAAUUAAUGAAGAGCGGGGGAUCCAGAGAUUGGAGGCCAUGUUGCUUGCGCUGGAUGAAAUUAACCAAGACAACCGUAUCUUGCCCGGCUUGAAAUUGGGAGCCCAUAUACUGGACACCUGCUCGAAAGACACGUAUGCACUGGAGCAGUCGCUGGCGUUCGUGAGGGCGUCUCUCACUAAAGUGCAUCAGCCAGGCUUCAUCUGUCCAGACGGGUCAAAUCCUGUGCCGGAUGAACUGCCGCUGGCCAUUUCUGGAGUGAUCGGAGGAUCGUAUAGUGAUGUUUCUAUACAGGUGGCAAACCUUCUUAGACUCUUCCAGAUCCCACAGAUAAGCUAUGCUUCUACUAGCGCCAAGCUCAGCGACAAAUCCCGUUACGAUUAUUUUGCCCGAACUGUGCCCCCAGACUUCUAUCAGGCCAAAGCCAUUGCUGAGAUCCUGCGGUACUUCAACUGGACCUACGUUUCCACUGUAGCCUCAGAGGGUGACUAUGGUGAAACCGGCAUCGAUGCGUUUCAACAAGAAGCCAGAGUACGGCAAAUCUGCAUAGCAACUUCAGUAAAAGUCAGCCGCUCGGUGAACCAAGGAAAUUACGAAACAGUUAUUCGAUCACUUCAGCAGAAAGCCAACGCCAAAGUUGUGAUCCUCUUCACCAGGAGUGAAGAUGCAAGGGAAUUGCUUGCUGCCGCAGCCAGGAUGAAUGUUACCUUCAUUUGGGUGGCCAGCGACGGCUGGGGAGCGCAGGAGAGCGUAGUCCAUGACAGCGAGAAGGCCGCAAAUGGGGCUUUCACCAUUGAGCUUGCUUCGUACUCCAUCAGGGAGUUUGAGGACUAUUUCACCAAGCUAACGCCAGAGUUAAACACAAGGAACCCAUGGUUUAGGGAAUACUGGGAGCAUAACUUUGGUUGUAAUCUACAGGACCACGGUUGUGCCAGUAAAAGCCUGAGAAACGACUUGUUUAAACCAGAAUCAAAGAUCAUGUUUGUGGUGAAUGCAGUCUAUGCUAUGGCCUAUGCCCUACAUAACAUGCGGCAAGCUGUGUGCCCCAAUACCACAAAAGUGUGUGACGCUAUGAAGCCAGGCAAUGGGAAAAGGUUCUACCGGGAGUUUAUUCUCAAGACUAAGUUUGAUGCUCCCUUCAGGCCUGCCGACACUGAGAAUGUGGUACGGUUCACCUCAUUGGGUGACAGUUUGGGCCGCUAUAACAUCUUUCACUACCGCAAAGAGGAUAACAAGUAUGUCUACCGGAAGGUCGGCUAUUGGGCACAGGGCUUAGUGCUCAAUACCAGUCUGGUGCCUUGGGCUGGUGGAGUAGCUCCUACAUCCCAGUGCAGUGACCCGUGCCAACCCAAUGAAGCAAAAAGCAUGCAGCCUGGGGAUGUAUGCUGCUGGAUUUGCAUCCCAUGCCAACCCCACCAAUUUCUCCUCAAUGAAUUCACCUGUGUGGACUGUGGAUUCGGACAAUGGCCCCUCGCUAAUUUGACAGGGUGCUAUGAGCUUCCAGAGGAGUACAUCCACUGGUCGGAUGCAUGGGCUGUGGGACCUGUCACCAUUGCCUGCCUGGGGAUGCUUUGUACACUUGCAGUUGCUGGGCUUUUCUUACGAAGCAAUGACACACCGGUGGUGAAAGCUAGUGGAAGAGAACUGUCUUACAUCCUGUUAUUUGGUGUGCUCCUGUGCUAUGCCAUGACCUUCAUUUACAUAGCCAAACCCUCAGCAUUUGUGUGCGCCCUGCGUCGCCUGGGCCUUGGCACCUCCUUUGCAGUUUGCUACUCUGCUUUGCUGACGAAGACCAACAGGAUUGCUCGGAUCUUUGGUGGGGCAAGAGACAGCGCCCAACGACCACGCUUCAUAAGCCCUGCCUCUCAGGUAGCAAUCUGCGCUGCAUUGAUCUCUGCCCAGCUCUUGGUGGCUCUCGUCUGGCUGCUUGUAGAGGCGCCGGGGGUCAGGAAAGAAGUGGGUCCAGAUCGGAGAGAUGUGGUGACUCUGAAAUGCAACAGUCUAGACUCGAGCAUGCUGGUGUCGCUCAGCUACAACUGCAUCCUCAUCAUCCUCUGCACAUUCUAUGCCUUCAAGACCAGGAAGUGUCCAGAGAACUUCAAUGAGGCCAAGUUUAUCGGUUUCACCAUGUACACCACCUGCAUCAUCUGGCUGGCCUUCCAGCCCAUCUUCUAUGUCACUGCCAGUGACUACAGAGUGCAGACCACCACCAUGUGCAUCUCGGUCAGUCUGAGCGGCUCUGUGGUGCUCGGCUGCCUUUUUGCUCCCAAGAUUCACAUCAUCCUUUUCCAGCCGCAGAAAAACGUGACCAGUCUGAGGGCCAAAGACAACCGAUUCUCCUCGGCGGUCACUGCGCCGAGCUCCACCUACUCACAAGCUUCAGCCUCUACUAUAGUGCCAACGGUGUGUAAUGGCCGAGAAGUGGUGGACUCAACGACGUCAUCAUUGUGAAGAUGAAUUGUGGGCCAAUUUUAUAUCCCGUCAUCAC
Messenger RNA from Danio rerio (zebrafish), 2664 nucleotides. It is a transcript of the gene grm2b, whose product is annotated as glutamate receptor, metabotropic 2b. Gene Ontology annotation, molecular function: glutamate receptor activity; G protein-coupled receptor activity. NCBI's taxonomy places the organism in Eukaryota, Metazoa, Chordata, Actinopteri, Cypriniformes, Danionidae. Gene Ontology annotation, cellular component: plasma membrane; membrane. The record is from RefSeq and is marked provisional. Gene Ontology annotation, biological process: adenylate cyclase-inhibiting G protein-coupled glutamate receptor signaling pathway; G protein-coupled receptor signaling pathway; G protein-coupled glutamate receptor signaling pathway.